Lutra lutra (Eurasian river otter) is the source of this 4838-nucleotide messenger RNA. RefSeq names its product OTU deubiquitinase 7B (gene OTUD7B). The coding region runs from base 394 to 2922 and encodes 842 amino acids. Gene Ontology annotation, cellular component: cytoplasm; nucleus. The record is from RefSeq and is a predicted model, not a curated record. NCBI's taxonomy places the organism in Eukaryota, Metazoa, Chordata, Mammalia, Carnivora, Mustelidae. Gene Ontology annotation, molecular function: cysteine-type deubiquitinase activity; zinc ion binding; K63-linked polyubiquitin modification-dependent protein binding. Gene Ontology annotation, biological process: protein K63-linked deubiquitination; protein K48-linked deubiquitination; protein K11-linked deubiquitination. The transcript is spliced from 12 exons.
CCGCUCCGGCCGGAAACUGGCGCUAGUUUCCGGCCGGACGGCCGAAAGCCACCGAUCCUGAACCAGCCGCCCGAGUCGGAGUGGCGACGGGGUGUGGAGCAGGCAAAAAACCACUGGGGGAGGCCAGUCCUGAUCAGUGCCGUCUGGCUCCAGCUCCUGAUCCUCUGCGGAGCAACAGCCGCGGUCGCAGUCUCCGCCACCGCCUCCGCCUCCAUCGUCGUCGGGGGAGGGGCCAGCCGGACCCCGGGGUCACAGCCGAGGAAUGAGGAGAGGCGGCCGGGCCCCGCGCUCCGCCCCGGCCUAGGGCCUUGCCCCGGGAGCCGCGAGGGUGGAGGGCUGAAUUUUGAUCUAUGUCCACCCUACCUCAGCUGCCUGAAAGUACUUAAUGAUCACAUGACCCUGGACAUGGAUGCUGUCUUGUCAGAUUUUGUCCGUUCCACAGGCGCAGAGCCUGGGCUGGCCCGAGAUCUCCUGGAAGGAAAGAAUUGGGACGUGAGUGCUGCCCUCAGUGAUUUUGAACAGCUACGUCAAGUCCAUGCUGGGAACCUGCCCCCACCCUUUAGUGAAGGGAGUGGUGGUUCCAGGACCCCUGAGAAAGGGUUUUCGGAUAGAGAGUCUGCCCGCCCUCCCCGACCCACCCUGCAGCGUCAGGAUGACAUCGUUCAAGAAAAACGCCUGUCUAGGGGCAUCUCCCACGCCAGCUCCAGCAUUGUUUCCCUGGCCCGGUCCCAUGUCUCCUCCAAUGGUGGGGGUGGGGGGAGCAGUGAGCACCCCCUGGAAAUGCCCAUCUGUGCCUUCCAGCUUCCAGAUCUCACUGUGUAUAAUGAAGACUUCCGCAGCUUCAUAGAGAGAGACCUUAUUGAACAGUCCAUGCUGGUUGCCUUGGAACAGGCAGGGCGUUUGAACUGGUGGGUGAGUGUGGACCCUACCUGCCAAAGGCUGCUUCCUUUGGCAACUACUGGGGAUGGAAACUGCCUCCUGCAUGCAGCCUCUCUGGGCAUGUGGGGUUUCCACGAUCGGGACCUGAUGCUGCGGAAAGCUUUGUAUGCACUGAUGGAGAAGGGAGCCGAGAAGGAGGCAUUAAAACGGCGCUGGAGGUGGCAGCAGACACAGCAGAACAAAGAGUCAGGGCUGGUGUACACAGAGGACGAAUGGCAGAAGGAAUGGAAUGAGCUGAUCAAGCUUGCCUCAAGUGAACCCCGCAUGCAUCUAGGUACCAAUGGAGCCAACUGUGGUGGGGUGGAGAGUUCAGAGGAGCCUGUAUAUGAGAGCCUAGAAGAAUUCCACGUCUUUGUCCUUGCCCAUGUGCUUAGGAGGCCCAUAGUCGUCGUGGCCGACACCAUGCUGAGGGACUCUGGAGGGGAAGCUUUCGCUCCUAUUCCCUUUGGGGGAAUCUAUCUGCCCUUGGAGGUCCCAGCGAGCCAGUGUCACCGCUCCCCUCUGGUGCUUGCCUAUGAUCAGGCCCACUUCUCUGCACUUGUGUCCAUGGAACAGAAGGAGAACGCCAAGGACCAAGCUGUGAUCCCACUUACAGAUUCAGAGCAUAAGCUGCUGCCCUUGCACUUUGCUGUGGACCCUGGAAAGGGCUGGGAGUGGGGCAAAGAUGACAAUGACAACGUCCGAUUGGCCAGUGUAAUCCUGUCCCUAGAGGUCAAAUUGCAUCUGCUGCAUGGCUACAUGAAUGUGAAGUGGAUCCCAGUGUCCUCCGACGCACAGGCUCCCCUGGCACAACCUGAGUCCCCCACAGCCUCAGCUGGAGAUGAGCCCCGGUCCACUCCUGAGUCUGGGGACUCAGACAAGGAGUCAGUUGGCAGCAGUUCUACGAGCAAUGAGGGCAGCAAGCGGAAAGAGAAGUCAAAGCGAGGUCGGGAGAAAGACAAGAAGAGAGCAGAUUCUGUGGCCAACAAACUGGGCAGCUUCGGCAAAACCUUGGGCAGCAAGCUCAAGAAGAACAUGGGAGGCCUAAUGCACAGCAAGGGCUCUAAGCCGGGAGGGGUGGGGACGGGGUCAGGGGUGAGCAGCGGCACCGAGACACUGGAGAAGAAGAAGAAGAACUCGCUGAAGAGCUGGAAGGGUGGCAAGGAGGAGGCAGUGGGGGAUGGGGCCGUGUCUGAGAAGCCCACGUCUGAGUCUGUGGGUAACGGAGGGAGCAAGUACAGCCAGGAGGUGAUGCAGAGCUUGAGCAUUAUGAGGAUUGCGAUGCAAGGGGAGGGGAAGUUUAUUUUUGUUGGCACUCUGAAGAUGGGUCACCGUCAUCAGUACCAGGAGGAGAUGAUCCAGCGGUACCUUUCUGAUGCUGAGGAGAGAUUCCUGGCAGAGCAGAAGCAGAAGGAGGUGGAGAGGAAGAUCCUGAAUGGGGGGUUAGGGAGUGGGCCUCCUCCAGCCAAAAAGCCAGAGCCAGAUGGCGGGGAGGAGUUGCUGCCAGCACCCCCAGCAGAAUCCAAGCCAGUGGUGUUCUCUGCUGGCUAUCCUGGGGGCUUUACCAUCCCUCGCCCUGCUGGGGCUGGAGUCCACUGCCAGGAACCCCGGAGGCAGCUGGCAGGAGGUCCUUGUGGCGGGGGCCUACCACCCUAUGCCACCUUCCCCAGACAGUGCCCUCAAGGGCAACCCUACCCCCAUCAGGACUGCAUCCCCUCUCUGGAGCCAGGCAGCCACUCCAAGGACGGGCACAGGGGCGCACUGCUACCACCCCCCUUCCGCGUGGCUGAUUCCUAUAGCAACGGCUACAGAGAUCCCCCUGAGCCAGAUGGAUGGGCUGGAGGUCCCUCGGGGCUUCCUCCAACCCAGACCAAAUGCAAACAACCGAACUGCAGCUUCUAUGGACACCCAGAGACAAACAACUUCUGCUCCUGCUGUUACAGGGAAGAACUGCGGAGGAGGGAGCGUGAACCGGGUGGGGAGUUGCUGGUGCACAGGUUCUGAGGGGGAGCCCUGGAGGGCAAGGGGGGCUAAACAAAGAGAGUUAAGCUCAAAGAAUUAGCUCAUCAAGACCCAGCCCCCAUGCGGAUGGGGCAAAUGCAGUGAUGGUGGGAGCCUGGCUGGAAACUUUUGAAGUGUGUGUGCGCUGGAGAGCUGCCAGGCUGGGCAGGGCAGGUCAGGGCUGAACGGUGCCUGGAGGGCCUCGCUCAUCCUCAGUCCUGCUGGGACUGAGGAGGUACAAGGGGGAAAGGCGAUGCUUCUGUCUCAUAACUGCUUGGGUACACCCCAAGACCAAGGGAAACGAGGGGAAGGUUUAGUGUGUGGGGGUGGGGAGGCAGGCAGAGGUCCAGGGCAGGAGCAGGCAAAGGAGGUUCUCAGUCAAUAAAAGAGAAAACAGACCAAAGUUCUUGGAGGUUGGAAAAAAGCACAUGAUGGUGGAGUUGGGAGUGUGGAGGGAAACUGGGGAAUUAGAUUUGCUGUUGAAUUGAAUUAAGGUAGAAAUUAGGGUUGGAUCAAUUCUUCCUCCUGAAGGAUCUGGAAAGACAAGGCAGUAAUGUGUGCUCAAUGGGUGCUUAUUAGGAGGGGGGUUAGUUUACAUCCAUUUAUUGAGAUGGGAAAGGGAAGAAUUUAAAAGGGGAAUCCUUUUCCUCUCAAGUUUUAUUUCCUUCUAAACAGCCAUCUGUCAUCUGUUCUAGUUUGAGAGGAGAUUGCUGAUUGCCCUGUAUCUUUUGCUCAUCCUUUUUGAGGGCUGAGCUCAGCUAAGUUAAGAUUGUGAUUUUUUUUUUAAUGAUUUUAAUUUUAUUUAAAAAAAAAUGUUCCCUCAGGGGAAGGGAAGAGUGAUGAGAAGAACAGCUGUGUGGGCUGAAUCUUCUCCAGGUGAGUGGGUGCACAGGGGAUCUUUUGUAACUACUUAGCAAUAACCACACAUUGGGGUGUGAGUGCACCCUGGGAGGGGCAGGAGCAGGACAGACCUUUGGCCAGACUGUUUCAAACAAAACCAAAAACCUAAAUAGAGUACUACCAUCCUCUGCUGCUGUGUUUCUGUAGGAAGCAACUUAUCUUAACUGUUUUUUUUUUUUUUUUUAAGAAGAAACAAAACCCCAGUGAGCAAAAACAUUAUAAAAAAUGAUUUUUUUUUCUUCCUAUUUAAAUGAUUCUUUCUCCUUCCUAUCUACUUUUGGAGAAUGAACUUAACAUCCCGGCUUCUUUUGUUAAGCCAUAGCUGACCUUAAUCUGUGGUUAGUUUAUUAAAAUAAGACAAAAAAUACUUUGUAAGAAGACAUAUUUUUGAUAAUAGGAUUGAUGUUGAAACACAGGGGCAGUUUAUAAAAAGGUAGAGAAAUAUAUUUUAGUGAACUGUAACCACAGAUCACAUAUUACUCCCAAUGAGCUGAUCUGUCUUUGGGUUUCCCCCUUUCCCUGACUCAGGCCUUUUCCCCAGAGGGUGGGAAUGGGCCUAUGGACACAGAAUGGGGAGCUCCUUUGCAUUUUGCACAAAGCACAAGUCUGGACAGCCUUUACUCUGGCCAGCACCACUUCUAAGAGCUUUAAACUGGAGGACCUAUCCUGGGCCAAUUUUCCUUUUUCUUUCUUUCUUUCUUUCCUUCCCCACCCCCCCCCCCCCGGGGGGGGGGAAAUCAACUAUGCAAUUGUAUACACUCCUGGGUAACUAUGAAGAAGGGGAAUAAGUGUACUUAAGUUUUCAGAGUGUUAAUUGGGGCUGUUUUCCUGUAUGUGGAUUUCUCCUUUGAGGUAUGUACUCCUAACCCAUCUCAUGGAAUGUCAUCCCCACAUUUGCUCUAAACUGGAUGUGGGCUGGUUGUGUGUGUGUGUGUGUGUGUGUGUGUUGGGGACAUUUGUAAUUGCCAUAUGUUGCUUCUGCCCAAUCAGGAAAGUUGUCAUCCCAUUUCCCCCUUGGU